Poecile atricapillus (Black-capped chickadee) is the source of this 1967-nucleotide messenger RNA. RefSeq names its product histidine--tRNA ligase, cytoplasmic-like. The coding region runs from base 609 to 1877 and encodes 422 amino acids. The transcript is spliced from 9 exons. Gene Ontology annotation, molecular function: histidine-tRNA ligase activity; ATP binding; identical protein binding. Gene Ontology annotation, cellular component: cytoplasm; mitochondrion. The record is from RefSeq and is a predicted model, not a curated record. NCBI's taxonomy places the organism in Eukaryota, Metazoa, Chordata, Aves, Passeriformes, Paridae. Gene Ontology annotation, biological process: mitochondrial translation; histidyl-tRNA aminoacylation.
GGAUGGUGGCACCCUGAGGGGAUGCUGGCAGACCAAGGUAGUUGCCACCUCUGCCUUGAGGGAUUGCUCUUACCUGCCUGCAGGUCCCUUUGGGGCGAUGGCAGUGCCCCCUUGGCCAUCCCAGCUGGUCUGGCUGUCACUGUCAUGACCCCACACCAUCCCCCAGCCAAGGCAGGGCCCACAGCAAAGUCCCUUCCUGCUGUGGACAUGCAACAAUAUGCUCUGCUGUACUGGUUUUAUCUUCUCCCAGUUACAGUCCCCACCUCUGCUAGUGGCACCUGGAAAGGUGUUUGCUGCAGGUGUCCAUUCCAGGCCUUCUGAACCUCCACAUCUCAAGAAAGUCUCUUCUUCAAUGUCCAUAUAGCUGUGCCAUGCUUUGAAUUCCCACUGAUCACACUCUGAGAGGGUGGAAUGAUGAGAGAGGGUUUGUGUAUGUUUGUGUAUGUGAUGUUGCACUGUGGGUCUGGAGGAGGAAAUGGAACUGUCCCAGCGUUGAAGGAGCUCAGGUGGUUCAUUGUACUCCUCCUCAGCCUGGGGGAUGAUCUCUCCAGAGGUCAUAGAGUUAUAGAAUAUCAAAAGUUGGAAGGGAUCUGCAAGAAGUCCAGCUCAUGACCCUGCACAGGGCAUCCCAAGAAUCUCACCAUGAUUGUGAAAAAAAUCGGGGAGCAGUUGGCAAAGGGAAGGGGCGAUGGGAGGCUUUGAGGUUCAGCUUCUACAGUGCUGGGGACCUCCAUGUUAGCAUCCUUAACUCCUCGGGCCCAGGUGCCCUUUGCUCGCUACCUGGCCAUGAACAAGGUCACCAACAUGAAGCGCUACCACGUUGCCAAGGUGUACAGGAGGGACAACCCAGCCAUGACCAGGGGCCGCUACCGCGAGUUCUACCAGACUUUGACAUUGCCGGGCAGUUUGACCCGAUGAUUCCCGAUGCUGAGUGCCUGAAAAUCGUGCACGAGAUCCUGAGUGACCUGCAGCUCGGAAACUUCCUCAUUAAGGUCAAUGACCGUCGGAUUUUGAAUGGUGUGUUUGCUGUCUGUGGUGUUCCAGAGAACAAGUUCAUACCUGUCUGCUCCACUGUGGACAAGCUGGACAAGGUGCCGUGGGAUGAAGUGAGGAGUGAGAUGGUGGGAGAGAAGGGGCUCUCUCCCGAGGCUGCGGAUCGCAUCGGGGAGUACGUCCAGCUCCAUGGUGGGCUGGAGCUGAUCGAGCGGCUUCUGCAGGACCCAAAGCUAUCCCAGAACAAGCUCGCCAAGGAAGGGCUGGGAGACAUGAAGCUGCUGUUUGAGUACCUGACCCUGUUUGGCAUCACAGGGAAGAUCUCCUUCGACCUGAGCCUGGCGCGGGGCCUGGACUAUUACACAGGGGUGAUCUUUGAGGCUGUGCUGCUGCAGCAGGAGAACGAGCACGUGGAGGAGCCCGUCAGCGUUGGGAGCGUGGCUGGAGGUGGCCGCUAUGACGGGCUGGUGGGGAUGUUUGAUCCCAAGGGCCGGAAGGUGCCCUGUGUGGGGGUCAGCAUUGGGAUUGAGCGGAUCUUCUCCAUCCUGGAACAGAGAUUGGAGGCUUCUGGGGAGAAACUUCGAACAACUGAGACCCAGGUGCUGGUGGCUACACCACAGAAACACCUGCUUGCUGCCAGACUGAAGCUCAUCUCCGAGCUGUGGGACGCAGGGAUCAAGGCAGAGAUGCUGUACAAGAAGGAUCCUAAAUUGCUGAAGCAGCUGCAUUAUUGUGAGGACACAGGGAUCCCCCUUGCUGCCAUUGUGGGAGAGCAGGAGCUGGCAGAUGGAGUCGUCAAACUGCGAGAUGUUGCAACAAGAGAGGAGGUUGAUAUCCCCAGAGAAAAGCUUGUUGAUGAGAUCAGGAGAAGGCUGGAGCCCUGAGAACCUCUCUGGCCGGAGCUGCUUGGCUGAAGUGCUGCACAACUGGAACGCUCCUCCAGCACCCUCAGCCAUUCCCUGCCAGCUGCGGUC